AUGAUUGGAAUCGCUGCUUCUGAUUUGUUCAUUUUGGGAUAUUUAGUAUAUUUACACACAUUGGAAUUAUUAGAAUCGAACAAUGAAUGUUGGAACCGUUUCAAUUAUCCAGCUCAAUUGGUGGUAUAUUGGGGAAAUCCAUUAAGAGAUGGCCUUCAAAAAUCGAUCCCAUGGCUCGGCAUCUCAAUGGCUGUUUUAAGACUUUUGAUUGUGAAGAACUUACUGAACCCGAAAUUCGAAAAUUUAUCUAAUCCCAAGUUCAGCGUUGUAUUGACCCUUGUAACAUAUAUCCUCAGCACAUUCUGGUCACUGUUCCUCUAUAGGGGGUAUUCAUUGGCAGAUGGCAACGACCUAUGGCAACCGGCACCAAGCUGUACCGGAUUCCCUGUAAAUUAUACAGAACAUCAGUUUUAUAUUCAGUAUGAACGAGAUGUGAAUGUCGAGUCUGAUUGUAUGAUCGAAGUUUACCUAUUCACCGAUGGACUUUUAAAAAUCAUCCCCACAAUAGUGUUUCCAAUUUUGACAGGGCUACUAAUCAGAGAACUCAGUGCCGCAAAUACAAGACGAAAAAAAUUGACGGCUACUCAGAGUAAGAGUACACGUGCGGACCAUACAACUAAAUUGAUAGUUUGCAUGACCGCGAUGUUCAUGGCAGCUGAAGGACCGCCGGGAAUAUUGCUUGUUCUACAAGGAUUUGUAAAAAACUCUGUUGGUUUCUCACAAUUGAUGUCCGACCUUAUGUUCAUUUUUUUUAUUUUCGCCGUCCUAAACUCUAUCACACAUUGUUUAAUUUGUCUUACCGUAUCCACACAAUACCGUAGUACAGUAAAAUCUUUACUCUGUUGCGGAACGUCCAAACCCAACAAGAAAGAGACGGGCACCGUCACCGUGAAAGUCAAUGCUUCUAUGAUGACCCCAGCUACAUAA
This is a messenger RNA of Caenorhabditis briggsae, 927 nucleotides long. The record is from RefSeq and is a predicted model, not a curated record. The coding region runs from base 1 to 927 and encodes 308 amino acids. The transcript is spliced from 6 exons. Gene Ontology annotation, molecular function: G protein-coupled peptide receptor activity. Gene Ontology annotation, cellular component: membrane. NCBI's taxonomy places the organism in Eukaryota, Metazoa, Nematoda, Chromadorea, Rhabditida, Rhabditidae.